GCGACAAAUAAGUAAUCGCUUUCCAAAGCAACUACAGCGUUGCAGAUGAUCCAGUAAAAAUAGUGUUUUUUAUUGAUUUAAUUUGUAUGUCGUAGUGGUCAACAACUCAACAACAUCUGAAAUUACAUAAUGAACGGGAGGCAUCCGCAUCAGCACAAUACGGGUCUCAGCUGGCUAACGCCUUCGGAGGAAACGUUCCUGACUCCUUCUCCGGAUGAUGGGUCUUUGCGGGUCCCGGUAGCCGGCGGUAGUAAAGCCGCCUCGUCUUCCUCCACGGCGGCGCAGCACAAAAAGCAGUGCAACGGGGGCAGAGCCAACCCUUGGAGCGCCGAAACCAAGCAGGUGUUCGCGUUCUAUCCGCCUACAAGCGGCGCCGAGGCUGCGACCCAUGGUAGGGGCAGCAGAGACAGGCUCAGUGCGGCGAGCCGCGAGAUCGAGAAUUCCCGGAGAAAGCACAAGAGCGGCGCGCACACCGGCGAGAAUAAGCGAAAUAAUCCGGGGGACGACGGUAUCCAAUGUGCAGAUAUUUUGUGUCCGGUUUUGGAAGGAUGCUGCAAGGUUUGAUGGCACGCUUGUCUGGUAUGACUGAAGGGCUUGUGAUGCGUGUCAAAGAGGACUCGAUCACCGUUUUGCUUGUCACGCAAAAACGUAGUUUGUCAUGCAAUGCUCGUCAACAUGCGGAAAUAAACGUGCUCGUGCAUUACAGGGCAGAUAUUCACAUUUCUCAUGCUCUUCUGCUGUGCAACAUUACAUAUCUAGGGUAUUCAGUAUUCACAACCCAGCAUUACAACAAGUUUCCAGGCACAUUUGCAAUGCAUAGACCGCACGUUUGAUAGCAACGGCUUCGUGGACGAAAUCCGGGAUCGGAGUCUGAUGGGGCAGUCGCUGUUGAUGCGGAAGCGCGCCGAGGCGCGCAACGCGCAGCCCGAAAAGCCGGUCCCCACCUCGAUCUACGGGGAGGACGACCCGCUGCUGCAGUCCGAGGCCGGCCUGGGGCAGUUCGACCAGCAGCGCUACCUCCCGCUGGACCCCAAGCAGUUUGAACCGGACGUCCUGGCGGCAUUGCGGAAAGCGCAGCGGACGGAGAUCCAGAAGCUUGGCAAGUAUUUUGCCAUCGAGGACUAUCGUACGAAAAAAGUGUUACAGUUAAUACACAUCGUGUUGCAGACCAAGCAAGACAGACAAGCUCUGUCAUGCCAAAUGUGCAUAGGAGCCUGGCUUCGUGCGUGUUACUUAUUUUCCCGUUGGAUUUCUGCAUUGCAAGUUCAUCUAGCGAAAUUCGAUGUGUUGCUGCAUUGACAACAAAUGCGUAACUGCAACAGCACUUUUUUCGUGUGAUAAGGACGCCGACGAAGUAGCGGCGGCGCUCGCCGCUGCGGUCAGCGCCGACGAAAAGCGGAAUCUGUUGCUGAACGCACCGGAGCUGAUUCCCCAGGACGACGUCGACUACGAUGUGGAGGACGCCCGGUUGUAUCCGCCAGAAGAUGACAUCAAAUUUGGGAAGAAAACGCGUCCGCGCACCGCCCCGGGGCCUGGUCGUGGAGCGGGUCAGCCGCAGCACUUCCGCGACAACAAAAAGAAAGCAGCGGGGUCCACCUCCUCCGUGGGGGCGGGGCCGAGCGCGGCUCUCUCGGAAAAAAGCAAAGAAGAAACGAUGGACGCGGCAGCACGGUACGCUGCCAAAGCGGAGGCCUAUCCCGAGCACCAUAACUACAGCUUCGAGGACACAACGGAUCUACUGAACUACAAAUUUGACCCCGAAGCCGGGGCCGACCCGCCAGACUUGGUGCGCAGAAACAUCCUCAGCGAAGCGGUAUUUGUUUGGUCCUCCCGGUAUUAUGAUCUACAACUCAAAAAUCGCGACACGAACAUAGUAUUUAUGCUGAUGUUCUUGAGUCGGAGUCGCGGCUGGUUGCAGUAGUAUUAAUUGCAGACGCAGAAGCUGAGGCUCUGCAUAACAUAUCAAUCAGCGGACCUGUACUAUGUAAAGUAUGCAAAAAUGUUGUUCUCUUGUGCUUGUUUUUGUACAGUUUUGUUCUUCGAGAAGUCUCUCUACCAUUCUGGAAAAACAUGAGAUUUUGAUCAUCCGAACAGGUGUACGCGCACAGCGAUCGUGCAGAGCUCUGGUUGGAGCACGCGGAGAAGGAGGGUAUCGACCUGUUCGCCCGUCCGGAGGGCGAGUAUGUGCGCCCCUUUGAGCAGAAGCCGUUGGAUCGCGACAUGAACGCCACGACCUCGGGCAAGAUGGUGCGCAUGCCUGUGAUGCGGCCCGCGGUGAUGCGGCGGCUCCAGAAGCGGUACUGCAGCCACCACUUCGCGGCUGCGCGCGCCGUGCUGGCGCAGAAGCGGGAGGAGGUGCGGGGGCUCAAGGGUGUGAAGAAAGCCCUGACCUCGCAGGGCCGGGUAGAGAUGGACCGCGCGCGGGAGGAGCUGCGGGGCGCGGAGGACGACGACGCGGAAUUGAACGACCUCGCGAACGCGGGGGCCUGGUACGUGCUCCAGCGGCGCGCGGAGCUGGACGAAGUGGACGAGGCGGAAGCGAGCAAAGCAGGCACCAACAUCGGCGCGCGAGGAGAGCUACACGGCCCGAGCCUCGGUACGAAUCCGAAUCUGUGGAGCGACGAGCGGUUCUUCGGCGGCGCAGAGGAGGUUGAGGAGAAACGCUGGAAGGAGGCGGAGCCCGCGCCUCCUGCACCGUCGACGGCAAACAAAAUAACCGGCGGCAGGGGCCGGGCGUACCGUGCCGGGUCGCCCGGAACGAGAGUAGACGGAGGACGCGGUGGAGUGGACUCAGAGGAGGAGGCCACCUUCGAGCAGACCGACCGGUCCAGUACUACAUUAGAGGGGCAGACAACGAUAGAGAUCCCCUCCGCCGGGGUGGUCGUUGCGCCACAACCGCGGCCGCGCCCACAAAGUGCGGUUGUCUCGCAGCAGCGUGGUCCCGCGCCGGGCGAAAGUAGACCGGCGAGUGCGGCUGCUCGCCCGAGAAGCUUCUCCGCACGCGCGCGCUCACCCAAGCAUCAACCAGGCCGGGAGGGCGGAGGUGCUGCAAGGCCGCGAAAGCGCCCGAGCCGACACCCCCGCCGGCCCGGGUCUGCCACGGCGUACCGCCCGGGCUCGGCGAAAGAUCCGCGAACGCCGCCGUCCGCCUACGAGGUGGUGCUGAACGUAGAUGAUCUACUUCAGCAGGUAGACGAAGAGGAGCUCGGCGCGGAGGAGUUUUUCGACGAGGAUGUUGAGAGCGCGGGGCCGCCCUCGAGAAACAUCACUUCUGCGGGGCAGCACCGCGCCGGUUCCACCACGGCCAGCGAGGAGCUUCGACGAAGACACAGCGAACUGCAGCGGCGUGGCGACGAGUACGACGGCGGCCCCACCGUGGCGGCAAACGGUGCGCUGGAGCAGCUGCGCGAGCCCAAGGACGUGCAGGCCCUCCGCGGUGCGGUGUCGUCGACCCAGGUCCAGGAGCGCGAGCAGGUGCAGGAGCAGAAGUACGGGUACUCGUCCCAGCGCCGCCGGAUGAAGUUGUCGGAGCGGAUGAAGAUCCCCAUGGCGGUAUCAAAAGGAAAAAUCCCCGCUCCCCAUAUCGAAAAGGUAUGUUUCCGAAAAUUUGUGUUGCUGAUUUGAGGCCACAAAUCACAUUUGUACUGCAAGAAGACAAGGGCAGAAGCUUCCGCCCCACUAUGGAAGCGAUUUGCCAUGCUGUCGGCCCUAAAAGUGACCCUUUUGCCAUGCUGAACAACUAGGCCCAUACGCCCCUACCUAGCCUGGGGAUCUGGCCGCAGUGAGUGCCCGCCUGCAAUACAAACCUGAUUUGUGUACACAGAUCCAGCAGCAGAAGUUCCGUUUUGAUAAUAUGGGGAGGGGGGAUUUUUCCUUUCGAUAGGCGGAGUUCCCGCAGCGGCCGUUGACCAGCGUGCCACGGCUGGACCAGAUGCAGAAGCCGCCGACCCCACGGAUCGUGGGUCGGCGGGUCCACAACGGGGUCACGAUGGAUCCCGCCACCGGGCGCGAGUGGCACGGGGAACAGCCGAAGUUCGAACCGCCGCCGCCGCUGACCGGCACGCUCACGGACGGUUUUCUGAACCCGCGCAAGGCGGCGCUCCCGGAGCUGAAGGAGAAGGGCACGGGCGGCGUGGGCAAGAAUUUUCAGCUGAUUACGCCGUUGCAGCGGCGCGAGUGGUACGACUACUGCGCGUUCGCCGAAACGAAUCUGGACCGCAAAGCGGCGGACCUCCGGGCACAGAUCCGGUACCACCGGGAUGCCAUUGCCAUUCAUCUGCGGCGCAAGGAGGAGCAGAAGCGGCGCGCAGUCUGGGAGCAGCAGGCGCAGAAGCAGACUCUGCGAAACCGUGUGAACCAGGAGGGAGCGCACCUGCGGUCGCAAAUCUCGUCCAAGCGGCAGCAGUCCGCAGAUGAGAAGGAACGGGAGGCGCGCCAGCGCGGGGAGAAAUUUGGAUCUGAGAAGGAACGUUACGAAAAGAUGAACGCUUUCUUCUCGCGCAACCAGAGGCACCUGCAGCUAAAUCAGUAGCGCGGUGUUUCAGUUUCAGUUUUCCCAGGGGGAAAAGUAUUCGAUGUAAACUUCAGAUUUUGUGUUGUCGAGGUAGCAGGCAGUAAAUCUAAUUUUUCACCUAGAGUCCAUACAUCUGCCUGCUUCAGCCCUGACAAGAGAUACAGAUGUGGGAGGAGAUGAGCCUACAACUUGUUUGUCUCUGUUUCUGUAUCACCCUUUCUCGCGCUGGAUACGACUAAGAGAAUUAAGAUUUCGCGGAAGCAAGUGCAAGCGAUGUUGUAGCCGAAAAGCAAAUAAAGACGAAACAACUUUCCAUGAACACACUGAAUUUAUGCGGGAUCUUCAAGAAGUGCAGGAGGGACUUCAUUGCGAAGAUAGAUCAAUCAAUGAUACAAAGCGAUUACAGGCAUCGAAGAAGU
Amoebophrya sp. A120 is the source of this 4932-nucleotide messenger RNA. The record is from the annotation of a GenBank genome assembly. NCBI's taxonomy places the organism in Eukaryota, Dinophyceae, Syndiniales, Amoebophryaceae.